AGAGGAGGAGCUGCCUUCAAGGCCGCAGAGGAAACUUCCCUGUCAGUUUUGAGAGUGACAACAACGUGAGGCGCGGCUCGCACUCCCGCAGCAUCAAUUGCAAACCCAAACCACAAGAGUAAACAUCUUUCUCCUCUGUGUUUCUCUGAUUUCAUCGCGAAUUUGGCGGAUUAUGGAGUUCUAAUGCUGUGCGUAAAAGGGAAGCAAUGGAUUUUCUUCUUGUUGGAAAACCUGGAGAAUGCGCAUUCAUGGAAGUGCCUAUUCUUCGAGGGUGAGAGGAAACCUUAACCUAGUGUGAAACCGUGAAAGAAACUCCAGCAGAUAUGAGCUCCACGGCAGCAGAGAAGGGAUUCAAAGCGCCCACCAUCCCGGCGAUUAUGUUCAUUUUCGGGGUGGUGGGAAAUGUCAUUGCAAUCGUGGUCCUUCGGAUAUCACGAAAGGAACAAAAGGAGACCACUUUUUACACCCUUGUCUGUGGCCUGGCAGUGACGGACCUCCUGGGCACCCUGCUGGCCAGCCCGGUCACCAUCGCCACCUACGUGAAGGGCGAGUGGCCGGGCGGAGAGCCUCUGUGCCAGUACUCCGGCUUCAUCCUGCUCUUCUUCUUCUUGGUGCAGCUCAGCAUUGUGUUUGCGAUGUCCGUGGAGAGAUACCUGGCAAUAAACCACGCAUAUUUCUACAACGAAUACGUGAACCAAAAACUCGCCGCGCUUACUCUUUUGGCCAUUUACAUUUCCAACAUUGUGUUUUGCGCACUUCCCAGCCUGGGGUUCGGGCAGGUGACGCGCCAGAAACCGGGGACUUGGUGCUUCAUUGACUGGCAGAACAACCAGACAACCGUGGCAACUUAUAAUUUAAUGUACGCCGGUGUGAACUCAGUCAUCGUGCUGGCCACCAUCAUAUGCAACGUGAUGGUGUGCGGGGCUCUCAUCCUCAUGCACAAGCGGUUCAUCCGCCGCACGUCUCUGGGCACGGGCCAGAGGCGCAUCGCGGAGCUCCGGCGCAGGCGGAGUUUUGGACGGUUGGCCGGGGCAGAGAUCCAAAUGGUGAUCCUGCUGAUAGCCACCUCCGCUGUGGUGCUCAUCUGCUCCAUACCUUUAGUGUUGAGGAUCUUUGUAAAUCAGCUGUUCACAAACCAGACAGAAGAGACUUCUGGGUUGAACCAAGACUUGCUGGCCAUCCGCAUGGCUUCUGUCAACCCCAUCUUGGACCCUUGGAUCUACAUCCUGCUGAGGAAGACUGUAGUCCUCAAGCUGAUGGAGAAAAUUAAGUGUCUGUUCUGCAAAAUGGGCGGGCGGGGGGGAAGAAACGGCGGUCAGUUCCGAUGCGCAGACGGUCGUCUUUCCUCCAUCGUCUCACGAGAUUCUCCCUCGAUGGUGUCACGAGAGCUGCGGGAAAUGGUGAGCACCUCCCAGACCUUCCUGUACCCAGCCGAGGGGAGGCCAGUACAAGCGGGGGCACAGGAAGGCUCCAGUCCCCCAGAUGCACAGACGUUGACGGGGCCCCAAGAGGUGGAGGGGCCUCCGAGGGAGCUGGAGCCCAGUGAUUUAGAGGAAAGAGCGCCAGGCAGGCCAAUGAAAGAGCUGCCAAUGUGCCCAAAGGACCCGGCUCUGCAUGUGACCUUCACUGACGAGACCGCAAACACGCAGGAGAAAUGCAUAUGACUGUCAGCAUGACCUCUAAAAAAAACAUUCCUCGCUGGGAAAAUAACUCAUAAGGAGCGCUGCAAAGAAAGGAAAAGCAUCUGAAGACUGAACAUCUUGCAGGCUGCUGUUGACGGAUGUAAAACUGGACUAAAUACUCAUUCUCAAUGUAUAAAUCUUCAGUCAUAUCUUUCUACGAAACACACUUAAAACGUUGCAUAACACAACAGUUACAUCAAAGAAACCAGAAGGCUUUGUAGACAAGCUCUUCUGUUGCACUUUGGCUGUGUGGACAACCUGCACCAUGACUGUAAAAAAAUGUGAAAAGUGAUCCAUGAUGUUAAUUUAUUAUAUGUGUGUAUUCUAUGUCUUCUCUGUGAGAAGGUUGAGAUGGGAUUGAGCCAUUUUAAAUCGGUUUGAAGAUUAAUGUGUUCCGGUUUUUUUAAGGUACUUAGAAACAUUUGCAAACAAUUUGGUCUUAGGGUUUCACCAAUCAGCUCUGAGCUCAAAGAUAACUUUUAAUGAUCUCCUACAUUUCAUAUCAAAAGGCAGCUACACUGAGGGCUUUUCCACAAAACAGAAACUUUCUGAUGUUAGCCGGACUCCUAAAGAAAACUGAUGUGUACAUUUUCCAGCCCAUUACCUUGCAGGGAUCUUGUUUUCACCUUAAUGUAAUGUGCAAUUCCUCUCAUCGAAGAGGGAAUUAAGGAAGGGAACGAAAACUGAUGACUUUGUUAAGUUUCCUCUCUGAUGAGUUUAAAGGUCUUGCCUUGUUGGAUUUCCCUGUGGCAUUAAUUAUAUUGUUGCUAUAAAGAUUGAUAUAAAUGCCAUGUUCAUAUUUCAAUGCUAAAGUUGUUGUUGUAGCAGCAGCUGGUGUUAAAUUGACCUGCAAAAUGCUGACUCAUCUUGUAACAAACUCAUAAAUAAACCAAAAUAAAAGUUGGUAAAUAUUCAAA
This is a messenger RNA of Notothenia coriiceps (black rockcod), 2599 nucleotides long. RefSeq names its product prostaglandin E2 receptor EP4 subtype-like. Gene Ontology annotation, biological process: negative regulation of inflammatory response; inflammatory response; adenylate cyclase-activating G protein-coupled receptor signaling pathway. Bases 324 to 1664 code for a protein of 446 amino acids. Gene Ontology annotation, molecular function: prostaglandin E receptor activity. Gene Ontology annotation, cellular component: plasma membrane. The record is from RefSeq and is a predicted model, not a curated record. The transcript has 2 exons. Lineage: Eukaryota; Metazoa; Chordata; Actinopteri; Perciformes; Nototheniidae.